Molecule: messenger RNA, 735 nt
Organism: Funneliformis geosporum
Lineage: Eukaryota; Fungi; Glomeromycota; Glomeromycetes; Glomerales; Glomeraceae
Source: the annotation of a GenBank genome assembly
AUGACAUCAAAUAGUAAGAAUAGUCGUUUUGUAGUAUUUGAAGAGAAAAUUAAAGAAUUAAAACUUUCUGAAGAAGAGCAAGCGGCAUUUCGUAAAGCGAAAUCACAACUACAAAACCAUAGACUUUUUGUUGGUGGUUAUGUUUCUAGAGUAAGAAAGUUUACUAUCGGUACAAGUAUAGCUAUAAGUAUAGGAUCAAUAGCUAUCGGAAGUCAGAUAGGAUUUUUUACUGGAGCUGCUGCUGGAAUAAGAACCGUUAAAUCUUUACCUAAUUCUCAAAGAAUUUUUGAAAUUAUUAGAGAAGUUCAAAAUUUCAAAAAAUUUCCUUCAAGAAAAGGUCUAGACGUAGAACAUGAAGAUAAUAAAGAUAAUAAUCAAUCAUCCAAUUUCCCUGAUGAAUUUUCAUCAGAUGAUCAAGGUUUUAAUGAUGGUGGUGAUGACGGUCAACAAUCUUCAUGGGAUAAUUUAAGAUCACCAUCAACUUCUUCAAAGGAUGGUAAUAAUGGUAGUUCUUGGGAUCAAAUUAGAACACAAAAUUCAGGUUCGAGCACUUGGGAUAAAAUUCGUCAAAAUAACAAAGUGGGACAACAACACAAACCUACAUCCGAUAAAUAUAAUGAUGGUUAUUCUAAUGAAAAUUUACCAAGAACAAAAGAAGACUUUGAUGAAUUAUAUAAUAAAGGUAAAAUUAGAACAAAUCAAUAUGGUGAUGCCGAAGUAAGAUAUGAACAAUAA